Messenger RNA from Miniopterus natalensis, 2028 nucleotides. It is a transcript of the gene DCAF16, whose product is annotated as DDB1 and CUL4 associated factor 16. Lineage: Eukaryota; Metazoa; Chordata; Mammalia; Chiroptera; Miniopteridae. Gene Ontology annotation, cellular component: Cul4-RING E3 ubiquitin ligase complex. The record is from RefSeq and is a predicted model, not a curated record.
GCCACUGGUAAGUGACUAACACUUUUACACACACUGAACUGGUCCUGAGAACUGAGAUGUCUUCUUUGUAAAGUGAAGACUAUACAACAUAAUCUCGAAGAACCGCACAGUGGUGCAAGCCAGAGGCGUAUGUGUGUGUGCUGGACUCAGAAACAGGCAAGUUAAUCUUGUUGAAAGGAUUUUCCAUCUUUUGUUUCUAUUUGCCAGUGUUAGUGUUUUGCUGGCUGCAGCUGUUACCUUUUUCUGGUUCCUUCUUCUUUUCUAAUGGGUCCCAGAAAUCCCUCUCCUGACCCCUUGUCAGAAUCAGAAAGUGAGGAAGAAGGAAGCACUCACUACCUAAAUGAGAGUUCUGGGGAAGAGUGGGAGUCCUCUGAGGAAGAGGACCCUGUGGUGCCCAACCUCACACCUCUUGAGAGUCUUGCCUGGCAGGUUAAGUGCCUUUUAAAAUACUCAACUACUUGGAAACCUUUAAAUCCUAAUUCCUGGUUAUAUCAUGCUAAACUCUUAGAUCCAAGCACACCAGUCCAUAUACUUCGGGAGAUAGGUCUAAGGCUCUCCCAUUGCUCCCAUUGUGUACCCAAACUGGAACCAAUUCCUGAAUGGCCACCUCUGGCUUCUUGUGGAGUCCCACCUUUUCAGAAGCCCCUGACAAGUCCCAGCCGGCUUUCUAGAGAUCAUGCCACUCUAAAUGGAGCACUGCAAUUUGCCACCAAACAGUUAAGCCGAACCUUGAGUAGAGCCACUCCCAUACCUGAAUACCUAAAACAGAUCCCUAAUUCAUGUGUUUCUGGUUGUUGCUGUGGCUGGUUAACUAAAACAGUUAAGGAAACAACCCGCACUGAACCCAUCAAUACCACUUACUCUUAUACUGACUUCCAAAAGGCAGUUAACAAACUCCUAACUGCAUCACUAUAAAGAUUCACCAUUUGUUGUGAUAUCUCUUAUGUUUCUAAUUCAGAAAAUAGUACCAAGUUGCACAGCCCAUAGCUGAGAAAGGAAUGCCUCCCCAACCAAACCACUCUCUCCUGACAAGCCCAAGUACUACUAAGUACUGAAUAUCUAUCCAAGAGGCCCAUCACUCAACUACAGAAAAUAUACAGUGUGAGCAUUCCCUUUGACAGAUCCUGUGGAUAAAACGAGAACAUCAAUAGAGAAUUAGUCAAAAAGGACCACAUUGCAAAGGAUAAAUUGACUAUUCUCCACAUUCAGUUCUCCCCCCAAUUUACUCUGCCUAUCUGAAUGGACUCUAACUAGUUAUCUAAUUAUUAACGGAAAGGAAAAGGUAGGCUACUACCCCUUUAGUUAGUAACAGCCGUUGUGGAAAGUGGGAAGUUAUCUGCUCCAAAUAAUACCUGGCUGAGCAAACUUUUCUCUGACAUUCAGUUAUAGGGAGGUAGUUGAAUUAAAUUGAAUAACUAGACAAAAGAAAAUGGUGGGACUAUAAUUUAUCCCCCAGCUUAUAUGGAUAGGUCUACAUAUAGCAUUAAACAGACAACUAUUCUAUAGAGAAUGUGUUUCCUGCGUCUUGGCACACAGACUUUAGUCGAAAUAAAACACACUCCAAAAGACCAAAGUGAAAGGAUUAUUAAGAGAGCAUUUAUGUUUAUGUUUUCUGUAUUAACUGCUAGUAGAUUAAAGUAUUUCAGUCUGUCUGUUUCCUGGAGCAGCACUAAAUGCACUUUCCCAUCCAUUGCAAACUUUUUAGCAUCACUUCUAACUUUAAAGAACUUUACUGUAGAAAAUCUCAUCCUAAUACACCCUGAAGUUAGAGUUUUUUAGUGUCAUUGUUUUUCUUCAUAGAUUAGCUUUAGAUCUAUCUGAACAAGGAAGUAUAUAUACUCUUGUAAAUGAGUCUUGCAGUGUUUAUUUAGAUGAGUCAAAAUGUAGACGUCAACAUAAAUAAAAUGCAUGAGACUGUUAGAUCUUUUCACAUACCUAUAAUAAAGAGUGAAACCUGUGUAUGAUCCUGGUUAACUAGGUACCUACAGGGUUCAGAAAAUAGAUUGUUAAAGUUAUAUCGUACUGCCU